Boleophthalmus pectinirostris (great blue-spotted mudskipper) is the source of this 3646-nucleotide messenger RNA. RefSeq names its product testis expressed 2, like (gene tex2l). Gene Ontology annotation, cellular component: endoplasmic reticulum. The transcript has 14 exons. The coding region runs from base 394 to 3411 and encodes 1005 amino acids. Gene Ontology annotation, molecular function: lipid binding. NCBI's taxonomy places the organism in Eukaryota, Metazoa, Chordata, Actinopteri, Gobiiformes, Gobiidae. The record is from RefSeq and is a predicted model, not a curated record.
GUGAAAGUACAUUAUAGUGAUGUUGUAGGCCACGGAAUAUCCAUCUCAAUACCCAAUGCACAUAGUGUUUGAGAGCUUCGGGCAGCUCCAGCCAGUCUAUGGCCAUUCUGUGGACUAUGUGCUUCUGGAUGGCUUUCCUGCAGAGCGUCUGUAAGGAGGAGACUGGAGAGGACAGACACAAAGGCAAUGGACGAGAGGGGCAGGGUCCUGACUGACAGGCAGAGAGAGAGAGGAGAGAGAGAGAGAAAGGAGAGGAGGAGCGUCGUUGCACGGGGCUCCCAUCACUAAUGGAGACGCACUUAACUGCAGACAGCUCUGGAGCAGCUCGCACAUCUCCCCCCUCUCAUAUUAUGGUAACUCUUCAAUGGCUUGAACCUGUGAUGUAAAGUCCAAAUGGCGGCCAGUGGACCUAGCAGGUCCGGAGAAAGAAAGGUCCGGGAGCCCCACGCCACGCCCCCCACCCUGUCUCCCAAGUCGGCCAGCACCAAUGGGACCAAGAGACACGUCCCCCGGGGCAUUGUCAUCCAGCUGACGGGGACAGAGGGGGAGUGGGAUAGCUUGGAUGACAGCGAGCUAAUCUUUUCCCUAGACGAGGAUUACCCAACUAUUUCUCUUACCAGAGAACGGCAAUUUUCUGUAAAUGAUGAUCUAUUGCUCCACGCUCCACCAUGCCACGUCCCCCAAUCUUCUUCAACCCCUAGCUCUUUAGGAAACUGCUCCGGUACGAGCUUUCUCUCCCCGGGCCCCUCCUCCCCAACGCACCGCCCAUUUACCAACCUGGUCAAGUCUCUUUCCUCUGAACUUGAAAUCAAAGAAGGCGCCACACUUAGACCGAAACCUCUUCUAAAUCUCGUCAAAUCCAUCUCGACAGAAAUCUCCAGAUCAGAACCAGAGAUCUCACAAUCAAAAUCGGACUCCCGCCUCAACCUGCACCUCUGGAAGCAGCUCACCCAACCGAAAACCCGCAGCAAUGGCGACUCCCGCACUGCACCGCCAUCCCCGAGCAUGCUGUCCCCUAGUGGCGAGGGCGGGAAAGGCAGCUUCUUCAAAAUGGAGCUCGAAGACACCAAGAGGAAGUUUUCGGAAGCGGUUCAUGAACAUUCUCUCAGUAGCAUGUUUCAAAAGAUCAUGCGCGAGGAGAGCGGAGGUAGUCCCAAGCACAAUCAGAAAAAACAAGCGGUCCUAUCUAGAAGCAUGGCACAGGACGGUAGCACGGAUUCAAGUUUUGUCGAGUCACCGGGAAAGAAUGCAAAAAGAUCGGACGAUAUUCCACAGGUUUUCGAAUGGCCACCUUUUAAUAAACAACAUCGAAAGACAUGCCCAGUUCACCACAAUCGUCAUCACCAAAAAGACGAAGAGCUAGAAGUCUUUGCUGAUGGCGAUGUGGUGCAGAUAUCAGUUACCGAAAAGCCCUCAUCUCCUCCCCAUAUCCCGGACAAGCCCCCAGUAAAGAGCACGCCCCUCCCACACAUGAGUUUGUUUUGCAUUGGCAUUCUUUCAUAUGGGUACUUCAUUUUGCCGCUGGGUCCAUACUUUUCUGGCAUGGCUUUCGGUGUAGCAUUGGGCUUCUUGAUUGGACUCUUGCUCAUCAGACUGAGUACAACCAGGUCAAAUAGUGGUGAUCAUAAACGUGGAAAAGUACACAACAUGCUCGGAGAGGCUAUUCUAACAGGUGCUGCUGUAAGGACUGAGUCUGACACCCUGAAGGGCUGGAUGAAUGAGGUGUGUGAUUACGACCCAGAGACCUACCACACUUCUCAGUCCCACUCUGUGUUUGCCACUCUGGAGGGCUCCUGUUUGCGCCUGCACUGCCCCCGAAACAACAUCACCCGCCGGGCCACGUACAGUGAAAGGCUGCCCCAUGCCGCCUUUGUGAAUACACGCUGCUUUCAGCUCACAAACUGCAAGGUUUCCCUGCUUCCCUCUGUACUGGCCCAGAAACGACAAUGGAACCCUAAGUACCCCCUGUGUCUGCAGCUGUGUGAAGGAAGCAGCUACCUAGAGACAGAGGGCGGGUCAGAGGAGGACAGCGCUGAACUACCACGCUCUCCCAACCCCUCCACUCUCUACCUGUUUGGACGCACAGGGAGAGAAAAGGAGGAGUGGUACAGGCAUUUUCUGCUGGCGUCAGAGGAAGAGCACGGGGAGAGGGAGGUCGACAGAUGCGUGGGCAGAUCGGGUGAUGUCCAUGCACCUCUCCAUACACUUGUGAGCAGUAGGGGCUCUAGCAGAGUGGGCAGUGAAGAUGAACCCUCCACCUCCUGUGCCCAGGCUCCAGUCCUUCACAGCAGCACCAGGACCCAGCCAGCACUCGACUACCACAGCUACAUGAGCCAGCUCCUGUGCGCUGUCGAGCUAACGCCACUCUGGAGCCCUGGAGCCAGCAGCACCACAGAAAGCCCUACCGCAGUCAGAGGACAUUGUACCUGUGAUGUAGCAGAGCACCCUGAGAAAGGCCAAACUGCAUGGAUAAAUGCUCUGAUUGGUAGAAUCUUCUGGGACUUCCUGCGAGAGAAGUACUACGCUGACAUGGUUUCCACCAAGAUCCAGAAGAAGCUCAGCACUAUCAGAUUGCCUUAUUUCAUGAAUGAAUUGACUGUCACAGAGAUGGAUCUGGGCACGUCUAUGCCUCUUAUCACAGCAACCUCCAAACCUGAGAUCAACCCUCGAGGGCUGUGGUUGGAGUUGCAGCUUGUUUACAAUGGUGGGUUACAGAUGACCCUUCAGACCAAGUUUAACCUGUCCAAACUGGGAAAAGAAGGUGGUCAAGAAGUAGAGUUCACACCGGAUACAAAAACACCACGGUGCAGGCCAGUCCUCAGUGUGUUAGCUGACAGUGACGAGGAGUCCUCCAGCGCUGGAUCAUCAGAUGAAGAGGAGUUGCUUCUUUCUGAGCCUCAGGGGCCUGUGGGAGACAAGGGAUCCUCCACUACGACAAAUGAAGGUGCGGGGGGCGGGAAGACCGGGAGGAAGAUUUUGAGAUUUGUAGACAAAAUCGCCAAGUCCAAGUAUUUCCAGAAGGCGGCGGAAAAUGAGUUUAUCAAGAAGAAGUUUGAGGAGAUGUCCAACACGCCUCUGCUACUCACUGUGGAGGUCCAGGAGCUGUCAGGGGCACUGGUCAUCAACAUACCACCGCCCCCUACUGACCGAAUAUGGUACAGCUUCUGCUCUCCACCCAAGCUGGAUCUCCAUGUACGUCCUAAACUGGGUGAGCGGGAGGUGACUUUCUGCCAUGUGAUAGAGUGGAUCGAAAAGAAACUACAAGAAGAGUUUCAGAAGGUGUUUGUGUUCCCUAACAUGGACGACAUCUGCGUGCCCCUGAUGCACUGUGGCCUGGAGCAGCCUCAAAGCUCCUGCACAGAGCCCACCCAGAAGACCCCCAUGGAGAUGUGUGGAGACCAGACAGACUAGUGCCUGUGUUAAUCAUCAAUGCAAGUCCAGACAGUCAAGAUAACCGCGGUGUCUGCAAUCAGUGCAUAUUGACUGAAUACAAGCAGGAAAUCUAUUCUUUUGUCAAUGUCUGAACCAGCAGUGUGGACAUUACGCGCUGUAGCCUUUUAGCUGAUAGUUUUCUUACACUUUAAAUAUGCUACAAGUGGUACCUUUUCAAAUGUUUACAAGAAAGAAAAGAGAUUACGUGCAUAGA